CGAAUCACACAAUCCCUCCCUCCCCGUCGUCCCUCACUCUGACUGCCUCAGCCAUUCCGCGCGGACACCGCCGCGCAUUCUCAUCCUCUGUCGACCUCGGCUCAGAGCCGCGUUCGCGCACCAACAACAGGCAGGCAGAUACCGAUACCGGUUCAGACGAUACCGACGCCAGUGCGAGUGGCAGCGGCAACGGCGCACACAACAUGGCAGUGUUCACUCCUUCACCCCGCAGUCCGACAUAUGACCGUCUAGAGGCCGGCGGCAUGGGCGGCUCCAGAAUCGCAAAGCGGCUUGCGUGGCGGAAGAUUGCUGUUGGGGUUGUUGUGCUCCUUGGACUUGUCUAUUUCUUUGGGCCUAGUCCAGACACUGUUAUGCCAGACUUCCCUUCGGUGGGGCUGGAAGACGUCUAUGUUCCUCCAGUCGACACCUCGAGCAAACCUCCUGGCGGAGUUGAUCUUGAUACCCCUCCUCGCCCUGACAUCGCUCCUCCUUCAUCCUCCUCCGAUGAGAAGACACUCUCCACGAAGCCCACCUCCCCAGAAACCGACCCUGACCCGCUCAAGACCGUGCACUGCACCUCCCCGCACGACUCCAGCUCGCCCCUCGUGCAGUACGCGCUCAUGAUUGACGCCGGCUCGACCGGCUCCCGCAUCCACGUGUACAAGUUCCACAACUGCGGGCCCGCCCCGGCAUUCGAAUACGAGGUGUUCAAGAUGACACAACCAGGCCUCUCCGACUACUCCGGCCGCCCCACCGACGCAGCCAAGUCGCUCGACGAGCUCCUCGACGUCGCGAUGCAGACCGUGCCCGCCAGCCUGCGCAAGUGCACGCCUGUGGCCGUGAAAGCGACCGCGGGGCUCCGCAUGCUCGGCGCGGCGCAGGCGCAGGCGAUUCUGGACGCGGUCGAGAAGCAUCUCAAGGAGGACUAUCCGUUCCCGCUGCCGGAUAAGGAGGGCGUGGUGAUCAUGGACGGCAAGGACGAGGGCGUGUACGCGUGGAUCACGGCCAACUACCUCCUCGGCACGAUAUCCUCGGGCGCGGCCGACCCCGCCGCGAGCAAGGCGGGCAGCACGGCGCAGGGCGGCGCGACGUACGCUGUGCUCGAUCUCGGCGGGGGGUCGACGCAGAUUGUGUUUGAGCCCGAGGCGGCGGCGGGCGGCGGGCGCCCGGACGACGCGCUGCAGGAGGGCGAGCACAGGUAUGAGCUGGCGUUUGGCGGGCGCACGCGCGUGUUGUAUCAGCAUUCGUAUUUGGGCUUUGGGCUGAAGAGCGCGCGCGGGGCCGUGCAUGCGCUCGUGGACUUUAUGCAGUCGCUGCGUGCGGGGCGCGGGGGGAAGGGCCACACGGGACACGAUGCGCACGGGGUCGUGCCGAGUCCGUGUCUUGCGCGGGGGACGAGCAAGGAGGUCGAGGUCACUGAGGGCGAUGUGAAGCGGACUGUUGCAAUGAGCGGUGCGGAUGUCGGGAACUUUGAUGCGUGCCGGCGGGUCGUCGAGCUUGUCAUGGCCAAAGAUGCCGUCUGCGAACUCAAACCCUGCUCCUUCGACGGCGUCUACCAGCCCUCGCUACUCGACACCUUCCCAACAGGAAACAUUCUCCUCCUCUCCUACUUCUACGACCGCAUCACGCCGCUCCUCGCCCCCGCUGCCUCCGCCUCUGCGACCGACAAGCCCCCGCAGCUGUCCAUCAGCACCGUCGCAUCGCUCGCGACGGACGUGUGUGCAGGCAAGAAGGCGUGGACGGACCGGUGGGGCGGCGACGAGGCGCUGCUGGACGAGCUCGAGGGGCGGCCGGAGUGGUGCCUCGAUCUGACGUUUAUGCAUUCGCUGCUCACGCUCGGGUAUGGGUUCGUGGACGAGCGCGAUGUGAGUCUGGGCAAGCGCGUGGACGGGACGGAGCUGGGGUGGUGUCUGGGUGCGACGAUUGCGAUGGUCGGCGGGGAGGUGACGUGUCGUGCGUAGGUUAGAGUUGGGUGUUGAUGAGAGGUGGUACGGGACUUGAAAUUAAAAAUUUGGAGGGUGCUGGAUUGCAUGUAGACACAGACCGCUUGUCGUACUUGGCCUUACGCCACGCUCGCUAGAUUGAUACAUAUGAGUAUAUACCGCUGUAAUUAUUUGGCUGGCCUUUUUGUUUCUUUACAGCAUAUGGACUGGAACUUGAAGCUUUAGCUUUUGUGGGUGCAUGGCUCGCAUGCACACGAAA
Messenger RNA from Coniophora puteana RWD-64-598 SS2, 2202 nucleotides. RefSeq lists its product as uncharacterized. The record is from RefSeq and is a predicted model, not a curated record. The coding region runs from base 204 to 1961 and encodes 585 amino acids. Gene Ontology annotation, biological process: nucleoside diphosphate catabolic process; protein N-linked glycosylation. Lineage: Eukaryota; Fungi; Basidiomycota; Agaricomycetes; Boletales; Coniophoraceae. Gene Ontology annotation, molecular function: UDP phosphatase activity; GDP phosphatase activity. The transcript is spliced from 3 exons. Gene Ontology annotation, cellular component: Golgi apparatus; membrane.